UUUCAUCAUUUUUUUAUAAUUUUAGAUUUUUUAUUUCAUUAUUUUCAAAUAUAAUUUUCAAAAUGAUCGAAAAUAAAGGAGCUUCUGAAACUGAUGUAGUUGACACUUCUGUUGUUCAAAAUGAUGUCAACCAAUUGAAUGAGGAUUCAGCUUUGAUCAAAACUGAUGUUAAAGAAAGUGAUAGCAAUGAAGGGACUCCUGUACGUACAGAAGAUGAUGGGAAACCGAGAUUCUUCUCAUUAGCACAGAUCACCGUAAAAGUUAAUGAUUUUGCAUCUGCAGCAAUUGCUUCUGUAAAAGAGAAAUUUCUAGGCGAGGAUUACUGGAUUCCGAGUGACCCUUAUGAAGUUGUUGACAUUCGUUCAGAAUUGCUGGCCUGUCACAAAAUUGUUUAUCCUUCUGAUGGUCAUAUUGGUACAACUGCUUUAAUGGUCGUUCAAGGCUCUUUAAAGAGUGAUCCUUCAGUAGCUCUAAAUCAUGUUGUUUACACUUGUACUGAAGAUGGCAAGAAUAGACAUUUAACAAUUUUCCGUUCUUUUAACGCUGAGGAGGCUCUUGAUUUUUGUAGGCGUUGUGAUGAAUGUCGUGUUCUUUUUAAUCUUCUUGACCAAAAGAAGGAUAUUAGAAGGCCUGUUUGGGAUGUUACUUAUAUGAUUAAAAAUCAUCCACUUUGGCGAAUGGUUCAUAUUGCCAUAUUAUGCAAUCGAACAGAUAUUUUCUCUGAUGAAGGUAUUGAAUGUAUAAAGAAAUUUGGAUAUUCUGUUGAUGAUUUGACCAAUGUGGUUUGCUCUCCUGAAGGGAAAUAUCCUUUAAUGUUAGCAAUAGAAAAACAGCAAGAGUCAAUUGUUCGUUUUCUUCUUAAAAAUGGCGCUAAUCCAGGUGCACGAGAUCCUAAAGGGAACAAUUCGCUUCAUUAUGCAGCUUUGGCUUCAGCAAGUAUGUUAGAAACCCUUUGGCAUUUUGAAUCUUGCAAGCCUCUCUUAAACUCAAAAAACAACGAUGGGGAAACGCCAACUCGUGUUGCAUUCCAAAAUUUAAAUCCGCUUUGUCUAAAAACUUUGUUGGGUUUUGGUGGUGAAUUAAUGUUAAAGGCGUCUGACAAAAAUCCUCUUUUUGAGUUGAUGCAAUCUAAGGGGAAGACUGUUGAAAUGAUUCGUGUUGUUUUGGAAGCUUCUCCUGGAGUUCUUAAUGAACGAGAUUUGGCCACUGGAAAUACAUGCCUUCAUGCCGCCCUCUUCAAAACUUCACUUAUGAGUGUUCUUCAUUUAAAACAUACAGAGCUUGAUCUAAAUUCAAAAAAUAAAGCAGGAUUAACACCUUUACAUCAAUUUGUGAUAGCUGGAGAUUUUGGUUUAACAAUGUGUAUUGCCUCUUACGGCGCUGAUUUAAAUGUCCCUGCUGAUUAUUCAAAAAUGUCAGCUCUUCAUUUGGCUGUUUCUCAACGUAAUUUGGAAAUUACUCGUUUACUUUUAAGUCUCGGCGCUGAUCCAAAUCCAGUCAAUAGUCAUGGAGAUACUCCUCGUCAUAUGGCUGCUAAAUUAAAUGAAUUUGAACUUCUCAAAAGCUUAAUAAUUUGUGGAGCAAAACGCUGUCCAGCAACAAAAAUUGGCUGUGUUUCUGGUUGUGUAGAUAAUAAGGCACUCAGAGCAAUCAAGAAACCUUCCUCUUCAAUGCCAAUAAUAGUACCUGAUGCAAAGAAAAGUCCAACAUCUUUGGUGGAAGAAUUAGAAAAUCGGACAUUUAGUAAAGAAAUGUUGAGAUAUAAUAAAAUAUUGGAUGCUGAACAUAAUUCAAUUUAUAAUGAAAUGAUUGGGGUUUUGAAUGAAAAAAAUGAAGAUGAAAAUUCGAGUAUAAUAAAUAUACUUUCUUUGGAUGGCGGUGGAAUUCGUGGUUUGGUUAUUACUCAGAUAAUGUUAGAAGUUGAACGUGUUAUGGGUGAAUCUAUAUUUGAAUAUUUUGAUUGGGUGGCAGGAACUUCAACUGGUUCAUUAGUUGCUGCUGGUCUAACAAGUGGACAGACUCUUCGAGAACUUCAAAGGGUUUAUAUUCGUUUCAAAGACCUUGUUUUUGAUAAUCGUCGACCACACAAUACAGCCGUUUUGGAGACUUUUAUUCAAGAAGAAUUGGGAAAAGAUAAAUUGUUGAUUGAUUUGGAAUGGCCAAGACUUUUAUUUACUACAACAAAAGCAGAUUAUUUUCCUGUUCAAUUGGAAUUAAUGAGAAAUUAUACUCUCCCAACAACUGAUGAUGAGAAUUUGGAACUUGGAUUUAAAAAUUCAGAAACACCUACAUUCUUUUCUGCUGUUGAUAAUAAAUAUAUUGAUGGAGGUAUAAUCUCAAAUAAUCCGUCACUUGAAUUAUUACAAGAAGUACAAUUUUGGAAUAGUUUUAAUAAAUUAAAGAAUAUUCCAAAAUCUGUUCGUAUUGGUUGUCUUUUAAGUAUUGGAACUGGUUCUAUUCCUUCGACAAAAUUGGAGCCAGCACAUUUAGAGUUAGCACAAAAUUAUAUUACACAACCAAUAACUUCUUAUAAUGCUGUGAUUACUAUUGGACAAAUUUUGAUUGAUCAAGUAUCAGCAACAGAAGGAGCCCCUGUACACAGAGCUGGAGCUUGGUGUAUAUCUUCAAGAACACCCUAUUUUAGACUUAGCGCUCCUCUUCAUAAAGAAGUUCAAAUGGAUGCAAAAGGUGAUGAAGAAAUUGCUAAAAUGAUGUGGGAUUGUAUUGAAUAUAUGUAG
Molecule: messenger RNA, 2738 nt
Organism: Meloidogyne enterolobii
Lineage: Eukaryota; Metazoa; Nematoda; Chromadorea; Rhabditida; Meloidogynidae
Source: the annotation of a GenBank genome assembly